UUCAACUGAGCAGCAUGGCAACGUUUGGAAAUGGUAAUGCAGGAAAGGUCUUAGUUGUAGUACUGCACACACUGUAAUAAUGGCACAGAGGGUAGCAGAAAGUCAGCUGGACUCCUGUAUCUUGCAUUCCCAGAGCUGCAAGACUGGAACUAAGGAAAUCUUACACUUUCUACAGAAAUUAAAAGAAUAUUCAAGGCAUUCUGUGAAGAGGUGCAGAGAAAAGGCACUAGGUGAGGCCUUGAACUUGCUGCGUGGAAGCAGGACCUUUUGGAAUGCUGAGGAGGACAGUUGGCUUGCUGUAGUGCGCUGCGUGCUUCUUCUGCAGGUGGAAGCUGCUUCCAGUCCCAGUUGCUUCCAGAAACUGGAUCGGAUUUUAGUUAUACUUGCAGAAGGAAAUGAAGCUGCAGUGGUUGACGAAAUACGAGCACAUUUGACUGCUGUUGAAUCCAGGAAGGACAUUUUAGUAAAGGAUCUUCAGACAGUUUCAGCAUUCAUGGAGGAGAGCUGUUUUGGACACCUAGUCUGGAAGGAGAAGCUACAUUUAUUGUUGGAGACUGUGGCUAAUGCUUUUGAGCACCUCCUGGAAGGGGGACAGGAAGAUGCGGGCAGAAAUGGUGAACAGUGUUACCUAUUGGUUAAGCUUUGCCUUCAGACCUUUCAGCGGUUGCCGGAGGAUGUUGCUGUAUUUGUUUGGAGUAAAGCACAUGGUGGUGAAAGCUUGCAGAGGAUUCUGAGACAUCUGGUGCAGGUAGUCAUGGGUAGCGUGACCAACAAAGAUAGUCGACUGCUGGCUGGUGUUGCACUUGCCAUGCUAAUCAACACAGCACCUGACCCAGGAGGUGGAGCUACUGCCACACUGCAUCUCUUACAGCUGGGUACACCAGGAUUAAACAGUUUAGUGGUGGGAGAACUUCAAGUCCCUGCCUGUGCUUGUGUUCUGAAGGAACCAGAUGGGAUGGAAAAACUGACAUUAUGUAGAGGCCUGGUUACUAGCUGCAGAAAAGAGAUCCUUAUCCAUGGGCUGAAACUUGAAGCUUCGCAUAAGUGUUGUGUCCUUUUAGAUGUAAUUUUUCCAGUUAUCUACUCCCUUUGUGAAGAAUGCCAUCUGAAUUCUCAGUAUCUCACUUUACAAGCUGUCUCUCUCUGGCUAAAAUGUGUUAAGGACAGUUUGCCUAACCUAUGGGAAGAAGGUGUUCCUCGGUUGUUAGGUGAUGAUUCUGACCUUCUACACAAGCUAACUAAGCUGAUCUGGAGCAAUGCAGAGAGCCCGGUAGAAGGUGUGCCUGAGUUGGCAAACAGCACAUUUCAUUUGCUGCUGGACAUCAAUAAACUGGAAUGUCAGCAUUUCCAGGAUCACUGUGAGCACUUUUACAUGUCCGUACUACAGAGGAUCAUAGCCCUGCCUUGGCAAGUCAAAGCCAGAUACAUGCCACUGGCCACUCUGCUCCCAUAUAUGGGACUAGAGAAGGUCCUGGCGAUUUAUAAAGACCUCCCUCAGCACAUUCUGAAUGCUCUCUCUACUAAUUACUUAUCACCAUCUGUUACUGAGGUAUAUAGGACUGCGCUGCAGCUGCAGAGAGAGGCAUGUCUGUUGGAAAUGCUACCAUUAUCUGAGGAUGAGCUGGCAAGCCAAUGGGCACGGCAUUGGCUUGGGACCCUCACUGCAGCCUUAACCUCUGAAGAUGCCUUCUUGCAAAAUAAUGCUUCUAACUACUUGCUGGUCUGGACCCUCCGCAUUUUUCCUUCAGCAUUCCAGCUGCUAGUAAACCAGUUCAGCUGUGGACAGCAUGCAGAGUUGCGAGCAACCAUCACUCUGCUCAGUGUAAGAAGAAUGAUCACAGGUGUACUUCCUUAUGAUACCGAGACCUUAAAGAUGCUUCGGGUGUGUAUGCAUGCACAGGAUGAGAGCACACGUCUAGCUGUAAUUGGACUUCUUUGUCGAAGCCCCAAAACUAACCAGGCCCUUACAGAUGUAGAACUGGAUCUUUUAAAGGAGAUCCUUCCUUUGAAUAUGAACAGUGAUUCUUCAUCUUUCAGACAACUGCUACAUGCUAACAUGAAGAAAGCACUGGUGAGGCUGAGGGAUAGUUGCUUGCUUUUACUCCGACAAAGAAAGGGAAGGAAAACUUCCAUAGGGUCUCAUCAGAAAAUAUGUUUGGUUCAUCCCAAUGACUCACUGUCUGCUGGAGUAGAUUUUGUGGAGUGGAUGACAAAGCUGGUAAUUUCCUCACUUGCACCUGGCAUGAACUACCAGCGGAAGAAGACUGCUCUCUUGCUACUGUCUGCUGUGUUAGAGACCUGCACUGAUAGCUGGACACCAGAGAAGAAGAAGGGUCAGCCACCUGCACACAUGGUGGAGCUGGUUGAAUAUACCAGGGAAAGAGGAUGCUGGGAUUUUUUCUCAAGGACCAAUCUGUUGACCUUGCUGAGUUGCUUGCAAGAUGGCACCAAUGAGAUACGUGAACUGUCUGCAGAGUUACUUGUAAAGUAUUUUCCUGGUAGCUUCCCAGAAGACCUUGCAGUUGCUUUGUGGGAUCAGGCUCGGAAGAAUAUAUGCAGUCCCAGAGUUCCUGAGGCUGAUGCUGGAGCACUGAUGAUGAAGACAGUUCUCCAGAAAUUUGAUGACUGCAUCCUUAGAAAGGUUCUUGCAGAAGGGGAACACUUUCAUGAAACACCUUGCAUGGCUGUAAGUUUUAUUGCUUACCUUCUUCGUGAGCUACAGGACCAGUUUAAUGUAGCCCGUGGAGAUCUUUUGCAGGCCGCAGGUGCAAAGGGACUACACGGUGUGCUUACAUCUCUGCGCAGGUGUCUGAUUGAAGCUCCAGAGGUGGCUAUUUCAAUGCAGAAGACAGAACUUAGAAACAGAUGGCAGGAGCAACUUGGCUAUUUGGUGAUGUUAGUGCAGGAGCUCAGCACUUUCCUCCUUGGCAUUUUAUAUGGCACACAGGACACUGACUCUCAGCAGCAUGAAGUUGCUCCAUCAUUUGCAGAAAUGGGUAAUGCUAUCCAAAAUCUUAUUGCACAGGGAAAGGGUUUGGCACAAUCUGACUGUGAAGAUUCAGUGCUUCUGUCAGAGGAGCACAGCCUUAUACUCACAUGCUGCUGGGUCUCAAUUAAGGAAAUUGGGGUGCUGAUGGGUACCUUAGUUGAAAAGGUACUCUUGCUUGAACCAGUGGAAAGUGCGCCACCACUGAUGGUGAUAGAAGAUUUGAAGACAACAGCUACUGUUUUCAAAGACGUAAUGCUGAAAUGCCGACAUUGGGGUGCUGUGGAAGGUUGUGGCGCUGGAUUUACCAAGUUCUGCUCACUUCUCCUAAAUCAUCGCGAUUCUGUUUUACGGGAUAUUCCAAGAUGCAUGCUAGAACAGGCUCUGAUGUUGUUAAAGAGUGUACGGAACAGUUCCAUCACCCGCAGGGCUGCUGGGCUUCCUAUGCUCCUGCUGUGUAUUCUGAUUGGUGAAGACGGUAAUGGCUUCCACCCACUGCUGGCACAGUGCAUUGGUAUGCUGCUAGAAACUGCCCACUCCUCUCUCCCUGAAGAAUGGGACCAGACACUUGACUUGCCCCAGGUUUCUGCAGUGCAUAUCCUCCAGACAUUGGUCCGUAGUUCAGAACUGGGCAUGGCCGUGCUCCAGUAUGCUCCUGCUUUGAUGAUCCUUGCUUUGAAAGCACUGACCUCUCCCUGCUGGUCCAUGAGGAAUGCGGCCAUGCAGUUAUUCAGUGCACUGACUGCUCGGAUGCUAGGCCAGAGAAGGAGUAAGGAGGAUACAUCGGCUCAGAACGGGAUGUCUCCCCAAGCCUUUUUUAGCAACUACCCUGAGUUACAAGAUGUGCUACUGAAGGACCUGCGUUUGGCAGCAAGUUUUGGAAGAGUACCAAAGAAAGGAAAAUUUCACCUUUUCCCUUCCCUUCAGUCAAUCCUGGCCCUUUUGGCAAAACUUCUGCCAGCUGCAUCUGUAGAUGCUGACAGCUGUUUUCUGGAAUUCUUGGAGAUUCUACGUUUGCUUGCAGGCUCCCCUGUCUACGCAGAGCGAGUAAUGGCUUCUAGAGCUCUUGUACCAUUUGUCAUCCCAUCCCAGUGUUAUCCACUUCUUCUGAGCUUGGUUACAGAAUUGCCUCAAGAAGGUGAUGUAUUUUCCCACAACGCACUACAUGGUUGUUUGCUGCAGAUACAUGCCUUGCUGUGUCGAGCUCUGCAGAUCAAGUGUCUGACUUCUAGUGAGAUGAAGUCUGUUGCCCAACAGCUGGAAAACAGCUUGUGGCUGGCAAUGUCGAAACAGCAAUGCCCAUUGAUUGGUUCUGCCUACCUCAAGAUACUGGAGUCUCUCUCUACAAGUUUUACAAGAGAUUUCUGCCAGAAACUCCUGAAUAUCCUCAGAGCAGAACUAGUUUGCACUGUGUCCAGGCUGAAGAUUGGAAGUGCAGCUUUUCGCCAGGCUGCUGCUCGCUUAAUUUGUAUGGAAACUGCAAGAAUGGCUGAAGAAAGUGAAUUUAAUGACAUCUGCCAGUUACUGUUGAUGGAUGACAGUGACAUGCGACUGGCCAUCGUUUCCUGGAUAAAUGAGGGAAGCGUUCCUAAUUCUGGGACCCUUGCCACAGCACUGAGAAGAACUCUUAUGGAAGUCCUGCCAUCUGUGCUGGGAAAGGAGAACAACAUAGAAUUCCUGAAACUGUACCUUGAUGCCUUGGUGCUGCUACAUGGAAAACACCAUCAGCCAUUCACUACUGAUUUACCAGAGUCCCCUGCCCUAGCUGUGGAGUGUGCUAACCUUCUGUUGCAUAUGGUAGAGACAGAUUAUCGGGGUCCUGAUCUGCAGUCCAGCAUCCUGCGUGUUGCCAGCAUAUUACUUGUGCAGAGUCUGACAGCUCAGGAGCAGGAUUUGAUCAAGCUGUGGUGGCAGGCGUUGCAGAAAUACAGCACUCCUGAAAGCCCUGAGGUGCUGCGCCUUGCAGUGGCGCAUUCCUUGGAGCUCGCAGGAGUUGCCCUAGUUCAGAAGGCCCAUGGAGAGACACCAACCAUGGACCCCACACUGGCUGUGAGACUGGUUAACAUAGCCAUUAGGCUGUUGCAAGAUGAAGAUCAGGCAGUGAGGCUGCAAACUGCUCGAUUUGCUACACUGGUUCAACCCCAGCACCAGGGGUCAGCUGACAACAUCAUGUUUGUGCAGAGUAAUUGGGGCCUGGUUUGCCUGCUGAAGUUAUUGGUGCAGGACUUCUGGGACUGUGGGGAAACGUUUGAGAUGUUACUGCAGCACCUUGAGGACCAUACAUUCUGCACUGCACUGGAAGAGCACAGGACUGACAAAAAUUUCAGUCUGUAUGAACAAGAUGAACCUAAUGUAUUUGCUGAACCAGCUGCCUUUGCAAAACUUCUCUUACUUUUCUUAACAAAACUGGUAGACACAAUAGCAUUCUACCCAAGACACCACAAGGCCAUUGAAUGCUGGGUAAUAACUCAUUGGGCCAGCAUCCUACAUGAUUUAAAGACCUGCCAGAAUUGCUGGAUGCAAGGUAGUGACAGUUUAUGGAAAUUGAAAGCUGUAAGCUCUGCUAAAGUUCGCACAGCCUUUACCAUCUUGUGGGUGAAAGUUCAGUUCCUAGCACACAUCUUGGACAUAUGGGAAAGAGGCAACCGCAAUGUACAACUCAUUGACCGUACUUCCCAGGAACUGAAGCAAGAGGCGAAGAAGGCAUGUCAGCUGCUGGCCCAACAUGGAGUAAUCAUUUAGUUUGGUCAGUGAGCUCUGUACCUGUCUUUGCAGUAGAAAAACAACUAGAAAAGGAGGAUGGUCAGCAUUUCAGUCUGCUGUGUUGAUGAGUAUUAUAAGCAAGAAAGGCCACGCAUUUUUCACGGAAUUGUCUUAAUUGUGUAGCAGAGGGCACUGACUAUGAUUGGCGGCUAGAAGUGGAGCUGAAUUCCCAUGUCCAACAGUGCUGUGGUGCACUGGUGAAAAAACAAGACCCAAGCUCUACCAGUACUAAGAACGGAGUAGCACAAUUUAUUAUUUGCAUGGUUAUGGAUAUGGCUGUUUUUAGCAUGAUAUUUCAGAGAAGGUUUAUGAGGAUGGCCUUUUAUAGGAAUGUAAACCUUCAAUAAGGAAACUUUUGAUGGGUGUUGCUUUCAGGCUGACUGCAUAUGCAUCCAGUGCCUUUUUAUUUGGUGUUCAUGUCUUUUCUUGUAAAUACUUUGUAAAGUGAACUUUUGAGAAUCCUAAAUAUAUUUUAAGUUUAGUAAAUA
Messenger RNA from Protopterus annectens (West African lungfish), 6237 nucleotides. Its product is annotated as thyroid adenoma-associated protein homolog. The coding region runs from base 80 to 5728 and encodes 1882 amino acids. The record is from RefSeq and is a predicted model, not a curated record. Gene Ontology annotation, cellular component: cytosol. Lineage: Eukaryota; Metazoa; Chordata; Ceratodontiformes; Protopteridae. Gene Ontology annotation, biological process: tRNA methylation. The transcript has 30 exons.